Molecule: messenger RNA, 1683 nt
Organism: Neospora caninum
Lineage: Eukaryota; Apicomplexa; Conoidasida; Eucoccidiorida; Sarcocystidae
Exons: 9
Coding region: 1-1683 (560 amino acids)
Biological process (GO): GTP biosynthetic process
Cellular component (GO): cytoplasm
Molecular function (GO): IMP dehydrogenase activity
Source: RefSeq, a predicted model, not a curated record
AUGGCGGACGGAUGGGACGCAGAGAAAAUCUUCAACUCCACGGUCUUUGGUUUCACCUACGAUGACCUGAUUCUCAUGCCCGGUCACAUCGGAUUCGGCGUCAACGAUGUCGAUUUGACCACGCGGGUGACGAGAAACUUGCAAAUCCGGACGCCGAUUGUCUCAUCGCCGAUGGACACCGUCACAGAGCACCGCAUGGCCAUUGGAUGCGCCCUCAUGGGGGGCAUGGGUGUCAUCCACAACAACAUGGAGACACUGCGACAAGUGUCGGAGGUCCAGAAAGUGAAACGAUACGAGAACGGUUUCAUCCUGGAUCCCUUCGUCCUGCGCCCGACCGACACUGUCGCGGAUGUCUACCGCAUUAAGGAGCGUUACGGCUACAGCUCGGUGCCAAUCACGGACACGGGAACGUUGGGCGGAAAGCUGCAGGGCAUUGUGACGAGUCGCGACAUCGAUUUCCUCACGGACCGUCACACUCCGCUCUCGGAGGUGAUGACCUCGGACCUGAUUGUGGGACACGAACCGAUUCAACUCGCAGAAGCGAACGAAAUUCUUCGCGAGUCCAAAAAGGGUAAGCUGCCGAUCGUGAACGACCGCCACGAGCUCGUCGCCCUGAUCUCCCGAAACGACUUGAAAAAGAAUCGCGAGUUUCCUCUCGCGUCCAAAGACGCAAACAAACAACUACUCGUCGGGGCCGCCGUCUCCACCAAGCCACAGGACUUUGAGAGAGCCGUCGCGCUCCAGAAAGCAGGCGCUGACGUGCUUGUCGUGGACAGCAGCCAAGGCGACUCCAUUUACCAAAUCGACCUCGUGAAGCGGCUCAAGGCGGCUUUCCCAGACCUGCAGGCGAGUCUCCCACUCUCUGCCUGCGCUCUGCUUGAAGCGCCAUGUGCUUUCCCUGCAAUUUUUCAGAUCAUUGGAGGCAACGUUGUGACGGCACGCCAAGCCAAGAGCCUCAUCGACGCAGGCGUCGAUGGUCUUCGCAUUGGAAUGGGCAGCGGCUCUAUUUGCACCACGCAAGCUCUCGCUCUCGGCGCGAACGCCGUGAUGAUGGGAUCGAUGCUGGCGGGAACUGAGGAGGCGCCAGGCGAGUAUUAUUUCCACAACGGGGUGCGCGUGAAGACGUAUCGUGGCAUGGGCAGUCUCGACGCCAUGCGUGCGAGCGCGCGUCAGGCCUGCGCUACAGCUUCCACUUCACGAGCGCCGCGCUCGCCGCGCUCGCCGCAGUCUUCCCCCUCGACUGCCGUAAGUGUCGAGGGCGCGAGUCGCGUCUCGGCUCUUUCGGGAAACGACGCGUCUCCGCUCUCGGGCGGCAGCGAGGGCGACGCAAGCGGCCCUGCUGGCGGGAAGCCCGGCUUGGCGCACGGCGACUCGGGCGCGACAAGUGGGAACGGCGCCGGCGCGGCUGCUCGGUAUUUUGCGGAGAACCAGACGAUUCGCGUCGCCCAGGGCGUGAGCGGGUGCGUCGUCGACAAGGGCAGCGUCAUGAAACUCAUCCCCUACGUGAUGCAGGGUGUCAAGCACGGCAUGCAGGACGUCGGCGCGCGCUCGCUCAGCGACAUGCAUGCACAGCUCGUCAGCGGGGACCUCCGCUUCGACGUCAGGUCCGGCGCUGCGCAGAGAGAGGGCGACGUGCACGACUUGCACAGCUUCGAACCCAGAGAAGGCAUCUUUGCGGGGUGA